AUGUUUCUGAUAUAUUAUGAAGAUUCAGAAGGCUCAUCAACACUUUAUUCGGAAUUGUUAUCAGGAGGAUUUAUGUUGGGUUUUGAUCAAUUUUUAUACCUAUUUACACGUCUUCAAGAUACAAAU
Messenger RNA from Funneliformis geosporum, 126 nucleotides. The record is from the annotation of a GenBank genome assembly. Lineage: Eukaryota; Fungi; Glomeromycota; Glomeromycetes; Glomerales; Glomeraceae.